Messenger RNA from Nothoprocta perdicaria, 1287 nucleotides. RefSeq names its product mucin 1, cell surface associated (gene MUC1). The transcript is spliced from 7 exons. Gene Ontology annotation, cellular component: apical plasma membrane. NCBI's taxonomy places the organism in Eukaryota, Metazoa, Chordata, Aves, Tinamiformes, Tinamidae. Bases 1 to 1287 code for a protein of 428 amino acids. The record is from RefSeq and is a predicted model, not a curated record.
AUGCAAAGGGACCCGGAGCGGCGCCGCCGCCCCCCCCGGCGGGCCCCCGGCCCCCCCCGGGCCCCCCGGGCCCGGGCCCAUGGCGCUCGGGCCGCGGGGACGGCCCUGCCCGAGACGGAGAGCACCACGGACGCGGAGCUGAGCACGACGGAGAGCACGACGGAGAGCGCCACGACGGAGAGCACGACGGAGAGCACGACGGAGAGCACCACGACGGAGAGCACCACGACGGAGAGCACCACGAGCAGGAGCGUGGGCACCAACGGCACCGCGGGCGCCAACGGCACCGCGGGGGCCCCCACGCUGCCGCCCAGCCGCUCGCCGCAGCCGCUGACGCCGUCGCCGCCCUCCGGCAACGGCACCGCCAACGGCACAGCCAAGGGCACCACGGUGCCGGUCUCCGUGGGCACCUCUCUGCCCCAUGCCAACGGCACCGGUGCCGCCGGCCACGCGGCCGCCGGCAGCACCACCACGGCGAGCAGCAGCGAGACGGCCCCGGCGCCCGCCCGCGGCGGCCCGGCGCCCACGGGCAAGGGCUCGGUGAGCGGCGGCGCCAAGGCCACUACGGCGGUGCUGGCCGGCGGCGGCGGCACUGCCAAGCCCAGCAAGGCGGCGGCGCCGGCGCCGGCCGCGCUGCACAUGCUGCUCCGCGUGCCGCUCGCCUUCCGCGUCCUCAACCGCGACUUCAGCGCGCGCCUGCUCGACGCCGCGUCGCCCGAGUACGGCGAGCUCAGCCGCAGCGUCCUGGCCGUGCUCGACAGCGUGUUCGGCUGCGCGGGCUGCGCCAGCCGCGGCGCCUACAAGGGCUGCAGCAGCCUGCGGUUCAGCCAGGGCUCGGUGCUGGUGCACGCCGAGCUCGUCUUCGGCCACGACGGCAACACCGUGAGCGGCGCCGGCGCCGAGAAGCGGCUGCGCGACAGCCUGGACCCCAGCGGCUUCAUCAUGGGGCUGCAGCUGAGCGACAUCCAGAGUACCGCGGAGGGGAGCGGGACGGAGCCGGCGGUGCCGCCUUGGGCCAUCGCGCUGCUGGUGCUCGUCAGCGUGCUGGUGCUGCUCAUCGUGCUGCUCUUCUGCCUGAUGACAACCUGCUCCUGCCGCCGCAAGAGCCGCGGCAAACUCUUCAGCGCCAAGGACUCGUACGAGCCCGCGGCCGAGUACCCCCCGUACCAGAGCCACGGGCGCUACGCGGCGCCCGCCGGCAAGCACAGCCCCUACAGCCAGGUGGCGGGCGGCGCCGGCGCCGGCACCUUCACCUACACGAACCCCGCGGCGCCGGAGCAGCCCUGA